Messenger RNA from Plasmodium malariae, 2349 nucleotides. Its product is annotated as GTP-binding translation elongation factor tu family protein, putative. The coding region runs from base 1 to 2349 and encodes 782 amino acids. Lineage: Eukaryota; Apicomplexa; Aconoidasida; Haemosporida; Plasmodiidae. Gene Ontology annotation, molecular function: GTPase activity; GTP binding. The record is from RefSeq and is a predicted model, not a curated record. Gene Ontology annotation, cellular component: ribonucleoprotein complex; cytosol. The transcript has a single exon.
AUGCACUGCUUUAUGAGAGACUACAACAAUUGCGUAGGCAAAAGUAUGAUUAGCCAAUUUAUUGUGAGCAAUGUAAAAGGGAUAAAAAGAAGAGAUAGGCAUGGUUUCUCCGUUUUUAGUGCUAUUAUUGAUAAUAAUGCAAAUGAAUAUAAAUAUAUGUUUAAUAAAAGAAGAAAUUACUACAGCUGGCCCUCUUACAGUUUGAAAUUCAUGGGAGGAAAUAAAAAAAAAUCGAAGAAAAAUGUUGAUAUAACACACAUAUACGCACGAAAGACCGUGUUAUAUUUAAAUAGCAAUCUGUUUUUCUCGACAAAUAAAAAAUUAAAUAUUAUAAACCCACAAAAGAUUAGAAAUGUAGCUAUUAUUGCACACGUAGAUCAUGGAAAGACAACUCUUGUUGAUAAAUUAUUAAGGCAAGGAGGAGAAGAACAAAUUAAUGAUAGAGUAAUGGAUCAUAAUGAUUUAGAAAAAGAGAGAGGUAUUACUAUAAUGUCAAAAGUGACAAGAAUAAAAUAUGGUGAUUACUUUUUUAAUAUUGUUGAUACACCUGGACAUUCAGAUUUUGGUGGAGAAGUAGAAAGAGUUUUAAAUUUAAUUGAUGGGGUAUGUUUAAUUAUUGAUGUAGUGGAAGGCCCUAAAAAUCAAACAAAAUUUGUAUUGAAAAAAUCAUUGUUGAAUCCGAAAUGUAAAAUUAUUGUAAUUAUGAAUAAAUUUGAUAAGCCAAGUAAUAUUAAAAAAAAAGAAGAAAUUGAAAAUGAAAUAUUCGAUUUAUUUGCAGAUCUCAAUGCACCUGAUGAAUUAAUGAAUUAUCCUAUUCUUUAUGCAUCAGCAAAAAAUGGAUGGUGUACCGAUAACUUUGAUGACGCAAAACAAAAUAAAUGUGAACAUAAUAACGUCCUAGUUAUAUUUAAAAAAAUUAUAGAUUACUUUGAUGCCCCACUUACAUCGUCCAUUGUGCCCCCUGACCAUUCUGAUGGUAACACAAAAGCGGAAGUAGAUACACAGGUUAAAAGCGAUGAGAUCAAUUGCAACAUCAACGGCGUAAUCAACAGUGAAGGAAGCACGUGCAUUAACAGUUGUAGUAACGAUGUUGAUGAGGACAGCAAACGGAGGAGCGAAAUUAUGAAGGAGCCCUUCAGUCUGCUUGUAAGCCUUAUAGAUCACCAAGAAGGGGUAGGUGUAACAGUCACAGGGAAAAUAUAUAGCGGAGUUAUAAAAAAAGGAGAUACAAUAAUUGUGAAAAAUGAAGAAAAUAAAAUAAGAGGAAAUUGCGUAAUAAAAAAUAUAUUUUAUAUGAAAGGAAGAAAAAUAGAAAAUGUUAUUUCUGCUAGUGCUGGAGAUAUUGUAAAUAUUUCCUUUUCGAAAGGAAUCAUACCUUCAGUUAAUGAUACUUUAUCAUCUAAUGAAAAGGUUCCUAGUUUAAAAGCUAGACCUAUAGACCCACCUGUACUUUGCUUAAAAAUUUCUCAAAAUACAAGUCCUCUAACAGGUAAGGACGGAAAGCAUAUUACGCUGUCAUCCAUUGGAAAUAGACUUAAAAAAGAAGCGGCCAUAAAUGUAGCUAUAGAAAUUAAUGAGUCUGAAAAAAAAGAUAGCUACGAAGUAAAAGGGAGAGGAGAAUUACAAUUAGGUAUUCUAAUUGAAAAGUUAAGAAGAGAAGGUUACGAAAUGACAAUAUCUUCACCAAAUGUUGUAUAUACUAAAGAUGAAAAAGGAAAUUUAUUAGAGCCAAUUGAAGAAUUUCAUAUUACAAUUCCAUCUUUGAUGAGUUCAAAUGUAAUUGAAAAAUUAAAUACUAGAAAAGCCGAAAUUAUAGAUAUUGUAAAUGAUAAUGAUAACACUUUUAUUAAGUGUAUAUGUCCAUCUAGAAAUUUUUUUGGCAUGAGAUCUUAUUUGCGUGAUAUAAGUAAAGGUACUUCCAUAAUUAAUUCUGAACUAAAGGAAUAUAAAAAAAAGCAAACAUCUUUUAAAGGUGAUAGAAAUGGAGUUAUCAUAUCUUCAUCAAAUGGAACAACCACUGCCUUUUCAUUAGAUCCCAUUCAAUUAAAAGGUUUUUUAUUUGUCAAUGAAAAUUUCCCCACGUAUGAAGGUAUGAUAAUUGGUGAACACUUCUUAAGUAAUGAUAUUGAAAUGAAUGCUGUUAAGAUAAAACCGGUACAGCAUUUGAGAAAUAAAGGGCAUGAAGAAACCAUCCGAAUAAACCACAAACAAAUAACUAUUGAAUAUGCCCUUUCAUUUAUUCAGGACGACGAAGAAAUUGAAGUCACUCCAAAAAGAAUUGUUAUGAGGAAAAAAAUUCUCAACACGGAAAUGAGAAAAACAGCGAACAGAAAGAUCAAAAAUUCGUAA